Solanum pennellii is the source of this 1441-nucleotide messenger RNA. Its product is annotated as CBS domain-containing protein CBSX5. The record is from RefSeq and is a predicted model, not a curated record. The coding region runs from base 107 to 1297 and encodes 396 amino acids. The transcript has 2 exons. NCBI's taxonomy places the organism in Eukaryota, Viridiplantae, Streptophyta, Magnoliopsida, Solanales, Solanaceae.
CUCACAAUGACACUUCCAACUUCUCAAAAAUUCCUCUAAUUUUUUAUAUCCCCUUUUAGCAUUUUUGAUUCAUUUUCUUCAAGAAAAUUUUGUGUGUGUUUCUUGCAUGGCAGCUCAUCUUUUAGCUCAUGAGGUAGCUGACCUAUGCCUUGGGAAGCCACCUCUUAAAUCUCUUUGUGUUUCUGCAACAAUUGGUGAAGCUUUAAUUUCUCUGAAAUCUUGUGAAGAAAAUUGUAUAAGUGUUUGGGAUUGUGACCAUUUCAAGAAUGUUGAUUGUAUCUGUGUUGGGAAAAUUUGUAUGGUUGAUAUAAUAUGUUUUCUUUGUAAAAAAGAGAAUGUGAAUUCUCCAUCUUUGGCUCUCAAAACACCUGUCACUGCUUUGUUACCUAAAGAUUCUGUUCUUGUUAGGCAUGUUCAACCAUCUACAAGCUUACUAGAAGCUAUUGAUCUCAUCCUACAAGGAGCUCAAAACCUUGUGGUUCCUAUAGAGACUAGAUUUAGUGGUAGCUCAAGAAGGAAAUUGCUGCAGAAAUCUUCAUCGACAAGGGGUUGUACGCUCCACGAUGGCCGCGAAUUCUGUUGGCUAACUCAAGAUGAUGUUAUUAGAUACUUUAUGAGCUCAAUUGGUUUGUUUUCACCCCUUCCAACAGCUUCAAUCGACGCCCUUGGCAUCGUUAGCACGGAGUUUUUAUCCAUCGGGUAUCACUCGAGUGCAUCAUUGGCUACUGAGGCCAUUUCUCGAUCCCUCGUGGAUCAGACAUCCGUGGCGAUUGUAGAUGAGGAUGGUGUCUUGAUAGGAGAGAUUUCUCCUUUCACGCUCGCUUGUUGUGGUGAGACUGUGGCUGCAGCCAUCACGACCCUCACAGCCGGUGAACUCCUGGCCUACAUUGAUUGUGGAGGGCCACCGGAGGAUAUUGUGAGGGUCGUGAAGGAGAGAUUGAAGGAAAGGAAUCUUGAAGGAAUGUUGGAGGAAUUCGAGAUUGAUCCCUCGGAUAUCUCCUCCAACUCCUCGUUAUCCGAUGAGGAGUUGCCUUCCCCUACCUCCUCGAGGUCAUCGGGGGGAAGGCACAAUAAGUCUAGUAGCUAUUCCGCGAGGAUGGUUAGGAGGGCAGAGGCGAUCGUGUGCUAUCCGGGUAGCUCUCUCGUGGCCGUGAUGGUUCAAGCGAUCGCGCAUCGCGUAAACUAUGUGUGGGUGAUUGAAGAGGAUUGUAGUGUUGUUGGGAUUGUGACAUUUGCUAACAUGUUAGAAGUUUUUAGAGAUCAAUUGGAGUCAAUGAUGUUGGGACAUUUUGAUUAAUAGUUCUUCAUAAAUCUUUUAUGAUAGAGGCAAGUAUGAUCUUGUGAAUAUGAGAAUGUACUUCUCUUCUUUUUUUUGGCCACUUGUUUCUUAAAACUUUGUGUUAAUUGUAACUUUGUAAAAUUUUGGUACUCUUUUGUUUGA